GGCCCCAAGGUGUCUCCAGGGGGCCCGGGCCCCCGCGACGCUGAGCUGGGGCUGUCCCCGGCACGCCUCUCCAAGGAGGAGCUGAUCCAGAGCAUGGACCGUGUAGAUCGUGAGAUCGCCAUGGUGGAGCAACAGAUUGGCAAACUGCGGAAAAAACAGCAACAACUGGAGGAGGAGGCGGCAAAGCCCCCAGAGCCGGUGCCCCCGGUGUCGCCACCACCGAGCGAGGCCAAGCACCGUAGUGUUGUGCAGAUUAUCUACGAUGAGAACAGGAAGAAAGCUGAGGCUGCACAUCGCACCCUGGAGGGUCUGGGGCCCCUGGUAGAGCUGCCGUUAUAUAACCAGCCCUCGGACACCAAGCAAUACCACCAGAAUAUCCAGAUAAACCAGGUGAUGAGGAGGAAACUGAUCUUGUAUUUCAAACGCCGGAAUCACGUGCGGAAGCAGUGGGAGCAGAAGGUGUGCCAGCGCUAUGACGAGCUGAUGGAGGAGUGGGAGAAGAAGGUGGAUCGGAUCGAGAGCAACCCGCGGCGACGGGCCCGAGAGAGCAAAGUACGGGAUUAUUACGAGCGGCAAUUCCCAGAGAUCCGCAAGCAACGGGAGCUGCAGGAGCGCGUGCAGAGCAGAGUAGGUCAGAGGGGCUGUAACCUUCCCGCCACCGUGGCGCGGAGCGAGCACGAGAUGUCUGAGAUAAUCGACGGUCUGUCCGAACAAGAGAACACAGAGCGGCAGAUGCGGCAACUGUCGGUGGUGCCGCCCAUGCUGUACGACGCCGAGCAGCGGAGAAUCCGCUUCAUCAACAUGAACGGGCUCCUAGAGGAUCCCAUGAAGGUGUACAAGGAGCGGCAGCUCGCCAACGUUUGGAGCCAGCAAGAGAAGGACAUCUUCCGCGAGAAGUUUAUCCAGCACCCCAAGACAUUUGGCCACAUCAAUACCUUCCUGGAGCGCAAGACGGUGGCAGACUGCGUGCUGCACUAUUAUCUUUCCAAGAAGAGCGAGAACUUCAAGAAUCUGGUCAGACGCAACUACCGGCGCCGCGGCAGGAACCAGGUGAGCGCAGGCGGCAACCGCUGGCAACAUCUGGCGGAGGGGGGCUGGAAACGCGAGGGGUCCAGGCGUGAGCAGCAGGUGUCACGGCCACACCAGGAGGAGAAGGAGGAGAGAGAGAAGGAUGUGAAGGAGGAGGAACGAGAGGACAGGGAGGACGAGACCGAGAAAUGCAAGGAGGAGUUUCUCAGGGAGAAGGAGAGGAACGGCGAGACGUCAGGCGAGGAGACGGAGGAGCGAGAGCCGGUGGCCGCGAGGGGCCGGAAAACCGCCAACAGCCAGGGCCGGCGGAAAGGCCGCAUCACCCGCUCCAUGGCCAGCGAGGCUCAGGAGGAGAGCGCCGCCCCACAGCCUCCCCCUGAGCCACCCUAUUCGGAGCCUGUGGAGAGCUCGCGAUGGACAGAGGAAGAAAUGGAAGUUGCUAAAAAAGGGCUGGUCCAGCAUGGCCGGAACUGGCUGGCCAUCGCCCGCAUGGUGGGCUCCAAGACGGAGGCUCAGUGUAAGAACUUCUACUUCAACUACAAGCGGCGGCAGAACCUGGACAUGUUACUACAGCAACACAAGCUGCACUCGGAGGCGGAGACGCCGACGAAGAGGAAGAGGAAGGGCGAGGAGAACGCCAGCACCUCCGCUGCUGAGGACGAGGAGAUGGAGGGGUCUGGGGCGAGUGGCAACGAGGAGGAGCUGACGGAGGCAGGCAACAGCUCUGAUACGGAGAGCGCCCCCUCCCCCACGCUGGGAGCGAACAGAACCAAAGAGCCGCGGGCCGGCGGCGGGGGGGUCAAGCGGGAGGAUCCCCCCACCUCGGCCACGGAGGAGCCGGCAGCCGACACGGCUGAGCCGGGCCGUGGUGAGAUUGCCGAGAGCGACCCGCCGCCGGACAUCACAGUGAAGACCGAGGCCGUGCCUGACAGACCCUGCCCUGUGCCGGGGGCUGAGCCGGGGGAGGGGCAGGCCAGCCGCACCCCCAAGCUGGAGAGAGAGGAGGGACCACGCAGCCUCGUUCCUAACCCAGACGGUGACUCCAGUGCCACCUGCAGUGCCGAUGAGGUGGAGGAUCCCGAGCCCUCCCACCAGCACAGGAUGGCCUCUCCGCUCUGCAGGCUGCUGGAUGGGCCCCAGGACGGGGUGAGACUCCCUACAUCCAUGUUGUCGCUGGACAUGAAACAGCUGAAGGAGAGAGCGGCUCACAUCCCCCCCACAGUGUGUGAACUGUACAGCGAGGGCCUGAAACAUCGCGGCCCUUACCGGGAGGACAAGAGUCGUCUCAAGCCGCAGCUGCUGCCGAUGGGGGAGAGUCACCGGCUUGGCAGCCAGAGCCCACUCAACCUGGAGAGGGAGCCAGCCGACAAAGGCUCACCGUUUUGCACAAACCUCGGGGGCAAGAAACACGGCAAUGAGCUUGAUCUCCGGAUGUGUGAUUCGUACGGACAGAUGCCCCUGUACCAUCUGCCGGCCGGUGACCCCGGCAAUGCCUGCUCCCAGACCGACUUCUCGACGGUCCAGUUUUCAGGUUAUCCGGCUCUCAAUCACCAUCACCACCACCUUGCGGCCAACGUCUCCGAAGGCAACCGGAUGAUCAGCCGCCUGGCACGCUCUCCGUACGUCCCAGACCCACCACCGCUCGUCUCCACCAGCAAACACCAUGGUGGGGCCGAACGCCACAGUGGCUCCAUCACUCAGGGAACGCCGGUCCCACUGCUGACAGCUCCCGGUUACGGUGCGGAGCCGGCAAGGAGCCACCAGGUGACCGUGGCCCCCUCACUGCACUGGUCCCUCGACCCCAACAAGUACACGCCUUUCCCCAUUAAACAGGAGCAGCUGUCCCCGCGGGGGCACAGCUGUCAGAGCGAACAUCUGGUGGCAGCGGCCGGUCCCGAGGGCAUCACAGGCAGAGGCUCAGCACUCUGUCUGGUGCAGGGCGGCAGCAUCACCAAGGGGACCCCGGGCACCAGGAUUGCCUCAGAGCUGCCGGCCUCCUACCGGGGCUCCAUCACUCAGGGAACGCCGGCCGAGGUGCUGUACAAGGGGACGAUCCUGAUGAUGGCGGACGGCAGCGGGCGAGGCGAGCAGGCCAAAGGCCACGUCAUCUAUGAGGGGAAGAGCGGGCACGUUCUCUCCUACGACGGAGCCACGCUGCAGAACGCCAAAGAGGAGCGGAGAGGUGGCGGCGGGCACGGGGGCCAUGAGCUGGCGGGGGUGAAGCGCGGGUACGAGCUGAUGGAGGGCGGCAUCCCCCGGGGAUUGUGUGGCCGGGAUGUCCUCACUGCAGGUUACGAAGGGCUGAUGGGACGAGCGAUGCCCGAAGAACGCAUGAGCCACCACGAAGCCAAGGACAGUGCUCAGCUACAGGGCUCCAUCACACAAGGUAUCCCCCGUGCUCACCUGGAGGCCCACGAGGAGUACCUGAGAAGGGAUGCCAAGCAGAUCAAGCGGGAGAGCACCCCUCCCCACGGCCCGUGCGAGGGUCUGAAGCCGAGGCCUCGGGACAGCUUGAUCGCCACGGCCAAAGGCCCAGGUGAGGGCCUGGUCUCGGGCCUGGUCACCACCGUCAAGGAAGCCGGACGCUCCAUCCACGAGAUCCCGAGGGAGGACGCCCAGAGAACGCCGGAAACUUCCGUCAUCUCCAAGGCCCCCUCCGAAGGCUCCAUCACUCAGGGAACUCCAAUGAAGUGCGAGAGCGUGGCCGUGGGCGGGAGACGUCACGACGUGCGCUCUCUGCUGGGCAGUCCCGGCCGGGCGAUGCCCCCCGUCCACCAGCUGGAGGUGCUGUGUGAGGGGGGCCGGGGGCCGGAGCGGGGUCUCUACACCCACAGCCCCAAGAGCCGGCAGAGCCCCAUCGUCAGCACAGCCUCCGCCAUGGCCAGAGCCGCCGCCAGCCUGGGCCACGAUCCCGGCAAAGCCCAGAGCAGCCCCCGGACGUAUGAGGAUUACCAGGCGGCUCACCGCGGGGCAAUGCACUACACCAGCCCCUUCCACAUCGGCUCCCCCGGCAAUGCCAGCCGGCAACCGGCCUCCAGGCAGCAAGAAGGGAAAGUGCUGUGCCAGGAGCGAAAGGGAACACCCACCCCCAGGGACCUGUCUGCCGCCAAAUCUCCUCACCGGCCGGCGCCAGACCAUCCCCCCCACAACCCUUACGAACACCUGCUGGGACGCAUCAGCGCCGCCGAUUUGUACCGCGGACACAUCCCACUGCCUUUCGACCCAUCCGCCAUGUCUAGGGGCAUGACACUGGAGCCAGCCUAUUACCUGCCCCGGCACUUGGCUCCGGCUCCCGGGUACCAUCACCCUUACCCUCCCUACCUGCUGCGCAGCUGCCCUGAGGCGGCAGCGAUGGAGAACCGGCAGACCCUCCUCAACGAUUACAUCACGUCGCAGCAGAUGCACCAGGCGGCAGCGGCGGCCGUGGCCCAGCGUGUGGAGCUGCUCCGUGGCCUCUCCCCCCGCGACCAGGCCCUGGCCCUCAGCUACUCUGCCAACCCCCGAGGGAUUAUUGACCUGUCUCAGGUGCCACAUUUACCAGUCUUGGUGCAGGCCCCGCCUGGCACUGCCCCUUCGCAUAUGGACCGCAUCACCUACAUUCCCAGCGCCCCUCCGCAUUUCCCUCCCGGCUCCUACACCAGCUCCCCACUGUCUCCAGGUGCUCUGUCACACAUGAGCAAAGUGCAGUGUGGGGAGAGGGAGCGAGGCAUACCUUCAGGGCUGAUCGGCAAUGAGCAGCCGGCAAUAUGGAGACCUGGCUCCGAGAGUAGCCGGUCCUCGGCACAUUCCAGCCACCAGCAUUCACCGGCCUCCCCCCGGGGCCCAGCCAAUGCCCAGCAGCGCCCCAGCGUCCUACACAACACGGGGGCCAGGAGCCUGGGCACAACCAUGGACACCAACACCUCCGUGCUCAGAAGGCAUCCGGUGUCCUCACCGUCGCCGGGACGAUCGCCUCGGCCGCUGGCGGCCCAGCCGGAGCUGGGGCUGGGCGGCCACAAGGAGGCCCCGAGGGGGAGAGAGAGCAGGCCGGAGCGGCACGGCAUGGCGCCGGGCAAGCCUCAGGAGCACGUGUGGCUGCAGGCGGGCGGCGGUGGGGAGGGGGGGCUGGGGCCAGUGUCGGGGAUGUUCCACACCGCGCCGGUGCUGCAGUACGCCGAGCUGCCCCCGACCGCUGCCCCUGAGCUCCCGGGGAAGGACAAAACCACGAGCAAAGCCUACUCGCUGCCGGUGCAGGAGCUGCGUGCCGGGGGCCGCACCACCAUGACCGCGGCCAGCUUCAUCGACGCCAUUAUCAUGCGACAGAUUUCCUGUGACGAGGCUAAGCGAGAGAGAGAGCGCGGCUCCCUCAGCACCGACUCCGCCAGCGACGGUCCUCCCAGCGGCUAUAACUCGAACAGCUCUGAUGGCAUCGAGACCAUCAGCCCCGCAGGCUCCCCUCGGCCUCACCAGGAGAAAGAGAGGGGGAGGGGGUCCAACCCGGCACACGAUCCCGACAAAGCCGGGCUCCAGGACGACGGCAGGCUGGGAUCACAGACUCUACACAAGGCGAGUGUGCCGGAGGGACACCUGGCGGCAGGUGGGGGCGAGGGCCGGUACGCACACAGCCCAGCCCUGACACCCCCGUUUCCCAAAGGCCAUCAGAGGGUGGUGACACUGGGCCAGCAUAUCAAUGAGGUGAUCACCCAGGAUUAUACCCGCAACCACCCCCACGUGUCCUGCCCUUCGCUCCAGCAGCCAGAGUACGGCCUGCCUCAGGGGGCAAUACAUGGUGGCACCAGGCCUCCCAGAUCGCCAGCUGGGUUAUCAGACGGUGAUAUGGAGCCAAUCUCACCCCCACAGGACACCGGUGCUCACCUGCUCAGCCGGGACAGUGACUCCGACCAGAGGUUGGAACCCCAGUCCCCGGGCAGCAGUGCUCACCCUCCCGCCUUCUUCAGCAAACUGACAGAGAGCAACUCGGCUAUGGUCAAGUUCAAGAAACAGGAGAUCAUCAAGACGCUGAGCUCAGUCAGUGGAGCAGACCACGAGCUCAACAUCAGCCAGCCCGGGACUGAAAUCUUCAACAUGCCCGCCCACACUUCAGCAGGGUCAGUCAGUUGUAGAGGCCAGUCGAUGGCAGAUCAGUCCGGGAACAGCAUGGGUUUGGAGGACAUAAUUAGGAAAGCCUUAAUGGGCAAAUACGAUGACCGUGGGCAAGAGCGUACGUCCCUCAGUUUGCCUGCUAUUAACCCACUGGCUGAGCCUCCCAGCCCGCUUUCUGCUGCCGUUGGAGAACAGAGUGAAGACUUUCGCCCCUUGCCCUCAACAGGUGGGGGCAAGGCCAAGCUGUCAUCGCGGGGAAACGGCAGGAAAGCCAAGUCUCCGGGCCCCGGCACCGGCCCCCUGCACUGCGAGAGGCCGGCUUCAGUCUCCUCCGUCCAUUCCGAAGGCGACUGUAAUAGGAGGACCCCGCUCAACAAGAGGGUCUGGGAGGACAGGCCAUCAUCCACAGGCUCAGCACCGUUCCCAUACAACGCGCUGACGAUGAGAUUGACGACGGGCAUGGUGACGGGCUCGCCCCUCCCCCACGCCGGCACAGCGACCCAGCCCCGUGCGUGGGAGCGGGAGCGAGAGCCACAGCCUCUGCUGUGUUCCCAGUACGAGACGCUUUCCGACAGCGAGUGACCAGGAACAAGGGGACGCCCACCCCCCCCCCCCCACCCAGACCCUCUCUCCAGGGACCCUGGCACAUGGCUCGUGACGGCUGCAGCCCUCACCACCUCUCCCGGGGAUUUGGGGGAUUCUCUGAUGCACUAACAGAAAUGCCCCCGCUCCCCCCCCUCAAUAAUCACCUGCCCACUUCCCUCCUCACCUGUAUUGUUGAAGCCUUCGUCACUGUUCAGAAGAUCGAACCCACUCCCCUCCUCCCUUCUGACAUUACAGACCCCCCCCACCCCAAUCCU
Callorhinchus milii (elephant shark) is the source of this 6971-nucleotide messenger RNA. It is a transcript of the gene ncor2, whose product is annotated as nuclear receptor corepressor 2. The record is from RefSeq and is a predicted model, not a curated record. Lineage: Eukaryota; Metazoa; Chordata; Chondrichthyes; Chimaeriformes; Callorhinchidae. Gene Ontology annotation, molecular function: transcription corepressor activity. Gene Ontology annotation, biological process: negative regulation of transcription by RNA polymerase II.